This is a messenger RNA of Auanema sp. JU1783, 1473 nucleotides long. The record is from the annotation of a GenBank genome assembly. NCBI's taxonomy places the organism in Eukaryota, Metazoa, Nematoda, Chromadorea, Rhabditida, Rhabditidae.
AUGCUCGUCUUGUAUGAAACCGGAGCAGGCUAUGCUAUAUUCAAAGUUAAUGAUGAGAAAAAGCUAAAAAAUGUAGAUAAUAUCUGGGAUGAAUUUUCCACAGCUAAAAAGGCUCAAGAACAACUGCAGUUGAUCUCUUUCAAAAAAUUCAAGAAUACUGCUGAAGCAGUCGAAGCCAAUACUUCUAUCUUUGAAGGAAAAGUCAACAAAACUUUGAAAAAGUUGAUUAAGACUAGUGUUGAAGAUGGCGAGAAUCUUGCCGUAGGAGAUGCUAAGCUAGGAAAUUUAAUCAAGGAAAAGCUAGAGGUUAGCUGCGUUCACAAUGCUGGAAUUAGCGAGUUGAUGAGAGGAAUCAGAACUCACGUUGAUUCUCUUCUUGGUGAACACAAAACUGAGAUGAAUGCUAUGAAUCUUGCUGUUGCUCACUCCUUGGGAAGAUACAAAGUUAAAUUCAACCCAGAAAAGAUCGACACCAUGAUCGUCCAGGCUGUUUCGCUUCUUGAUGAUUUAGACAAAGAGUUGAACAACUAUGUUAUGAGAUGCAGAGAGUGGUACGGAUGGCAUUUCCCCGAGCUUGGAAAAAUAAUCCAAGAUCAUAUGGCUUUCGCCAAGGUUAUUAGAGCCAUCGGUAUGCGUCAAAACGCAAUCAACACUGAUCUCUCUGAAAUUCUUCCUGAAGAACUCGAAACCAGACUUAAGGAAGAGGCUGAAAUUUCUAUGGGUACUGAUAUCUCAGAAAUUGAUUUGAUUCAUAUCACUGGUCUCUGUGAUCAAGUUAUUGAAUUGACACAAUACAGAACUCAACUCUUCGAUUACUUGAAGAACAGAAUGAACGCUCUCGCUCCUAACCUAACUUGUCUUCUCGGAGAAUUGGUCGGAGCUCGUCUUAUCUCCCACGCCGGAUCUCUCGUCUCUUUAGCAAAGGCUCCCGCUUCCACAGUUCAGAUCCUUGGAGCUGAGAAGGCUUUGUUCCGUGCUCUCAAGAGUAAAAAAGAUACUCCUAAAUAUGGUCUCAUCUACCACGCUCAAAUCGUUACUCAAGCUCCUGCCAAAUUGAAAGGAAAGAUGGCCAGAAAGCUUGCUGCUAAAUGUGCUUUGGCUACCCGUAUUGACGCUCUUUCUGAUGAAUCCAAGGCCGCUGAAGUCGGAUUAGAAUGCAGAGCUGCUCUUGAAUCUAUCUUGAAGAGUGAAAUGGAAAGAGGACCCAAGAAGGUCGGAGGUUAUGCUCACAAACACGAGAAAUAUAAUUUCAAGAGUGAAACAUUUGGUUAUGACGAGUCUAAUGAUGCUCCUAAAGCCAAGAAGCAUCGCUUUGAAGACGAUGAUGAAGAUGAGAAGCCUCAACCCAAGAAGGCUAAGACUGAAGUCGCAGAAGAAGAGGAAGAGGAGGUUCCAAAAGAGAAAAAGAAGAAGGAUAAGAAAAAGAAAGAUAAGAAAGUCAAGGAUGAAGAUGACGAUGAAGAUGAAGAAUAA